Messenger RNA from Haliotis rufescens (red abalone), 2424 nucleotides. RefSeq names its product importin subunit alpha-1-like. Gene Ontology annotation, molecular function: nuclear import signal receptor activity; protein binding. Gene Ontology annotation, biological process: NLS-bearing protein import into nucleus. The record is from RefSeq and is a predicted model, not a curated record. Lineage: Eukaryota; Metazoa; Mollusca; Gastropoda; Lepetellida; Haliotidae. Bases 203 to 1765 code for a protein of 520 amino acids. The transcript is spliced from 12 exons. Gene Ontology annotation, cellular component: cytoplasm; nucleus.
AAUGAGAGCGCAGGGAGUGUCAAGCUUCUGAAUCCCGCAUGAUUUGAAUCGCCAUACAUUCUCCUCCAAUCCUCCAUGCUGACCGGGCGUGUAAAGAUAUAGCUGCACAUUUUGCUGACCAAAUCCGUCUUUCUCAAAGGACUAUCCACAGGAUACCUAAACUCCAUACUCCGCAACAGGCCAUUUGAAUCCAACACACAUCAUGCCUUCAGAAGAAAACCAGCGUAUCAAGACCUACAAGAAUAAGGGCAGAGAUGCAGAUGAAAUGCGGAGACGGAGAAACCAGGUUUCAGUUGAACUUCGAAAGGCCAAGAAGGAUGAUCAGCUGCUGAAACGGAGAAAUGUAGCAAUUCUAGAAGAGCCCACCAGCCCCCUGCAGGAGAGGAACAAGCAACAGCCCACACUGACUAUACAGGACAUCAUCAGCGGCGUGAACAGCGACGACCCCGCCACACAACAAACAGCCACUCAGGGAGCAAGAAGACUACUGUCGAAAGAACGUAACCCUCCCAUCAACGAGAUUAUCAACACUGGGACUGUCGUCCCAAGACUUGUGGAGUUCCUGUCAUACAAUGACCGACCUGAUGUUCAGUUUGAGGCUGCCUGGGCCCUGACCAACAUCGCGUCUGGAACCAGUGACCAGACCAAGGUUGUGGUCAAGGCAGGAGCUGUGCCCUACUUCAUCAAGCUGCUGGAGUCACAGCACCAGAAUGUGUGUGAGCAGGCUGUGUGGGCGCUGGGCAACAUUGCUGGUGAUGGCCCGGAACUGCGAGAUCAUGUGACAGACGCUGGGAUUGUGGAGCCCUUGCUCAGAUUAGUCAAAACUGACGUACCAUCUGGUUUCCUCAGGAAUGUCACAUGGACAAUAUCAAAUCUGUGCAGGAACAAGAACCCCCCUCCCAAGUUUAAGGUUGUGCGCCAGUGUCUGCCCACACUUUCCCGCCUCUUGUACCACAACGACCGCGAGGUGCUCGCCGACACAUGCUGGGCGAUCUCCUACCUCACAGAUGGAACCAAUGACAAGAUUCAGGAGGUGGUUGAUGCAGGUGUCGUGCCGCGUUUGGUGGAGCUGCUGGGAUGUGUAGAUCAAGUGUCGGUCCUGACCCCUGCCCUCCGAUCUGUCGGCAACAUAGUCACAGGGGACGAUUCACAGACACAGGCAGUACUUGAUUCUGGUGCCCUCAAUGGCUUUGAGAGAUUGCUGACACAUGCAAAGAUCAACAUUCAGAAAGAGGCUGCAUGGACUCUGUCUAAUGUGACAGCCGGCAACCCCACCCAGAUCCAAGCUGUCAUUGACAAGAACCUGAUACCACCCGUUGUCAGCAUCCUUGAAAAGGGAGACUUCAAGAGUCAAAAGGAGGCUGUAUGGGCCAUCACCAACCUGACGUCCGGUGGCACGGUGGAGCAGAUCGCCUACCUUGUCCAGGGAGGCAUUGUCAAGCCACUGUGUGAUCUCCUCAAUGUUAAAGAAGCCAAGGUGGUGCUUGUCAUUCUAGAUGCACUACAGAAUAUAAUUACGGCUGCAGAGAAGAUCAACCAACAUGAGGCUGUUACCAUGAUGAUCGAGGAAGUCGGCGGGGUCGACAAGAUAGAACAACUACAGAACCACGAAAACGAACAAGUCUACAAUGUUGCGCUCUAUAUCAUUGAAAAAUACUUUGGAGAAGAGGAGGAGGAUGAAAAUGUAGCCCCGGCAGAAACAAACGACAACAUGUACCAGUUCAACGCAGCAGCAUCCGUACCAGCACAAGGAUUCUCAUUCUAGCUGACGAUACCUCUCCACAGACAGUAUCUGCUCACUGAGAAACAAGCUCAAAACUCAAACAUGCUGGUUUUAUUCAUGUUGAACUGUGGACAUGGAUGUUACCAUGUUGGUAACUAGUGCUAUGACGUGUGUAUUGUGCAAUAUGGCAAACCUGUCUAUUGUAAUACUUUUCAGAGAUCUUGUUAAACAUUUAUCAAGGGAGAUAACUCAUAACUUUGUAUGAAUCAUUAAUCUGUGAAACUGGAGACUGGUUGACUUUUGUAAUUUACAAACCAUUAUGAAGAUUUAUAUUGACUGUAUAUAAUUAUGUAACCGACUUCUGCAUACACAAUGUUCCCACCAACAUAUCAUGGGUUGCAAGCUGAUCUAUACUGCAGCACAUGCCAUGCACCUUCCUAUGGCUGGUCACUUCACAAAGUCAUUCUUUGCUGUCAAAUUGUUUUUUGAAAUAAGUGAAUUCAUUCAUUUCUUUAUCCUUUUUCUGAUUUUUUGAAAUGUCCAUUGAUAAGUUUACGUGUUUGUAUGUAGACAGCUGACUGAAGAUUAUUCUAAUUUUGACUAGCCGACAACAUACAACAAUAUCAUCCUUUUAACUCUCUACACUCACAUCUUGAACUCUUUUCUCAUUCCGCAUGUCCUCAUUAAAUACACCUCAAUCA